UAAAACAUCAUUAGCAAUAUGUUGUCUAAAAUCACAAUGGUUAUCACUUUCUCUGCAAUAUUUAUGGCAUUCCUUCUGUGUUCACCAUCAGUGGCUGUAUCUCGGACAAGGUUACCACUACCGUCACCAAUCACAGGCCCUGAGUCUCUAGCAUUUGAUCGAAACGGUGAAGGGCCAUACGUCGGUGUUUCUGAUGGAAGAAUUCUCAAAUACGUAGGUCCAAGGGGAUUCCAGGAAUAUGGCUACACUUCACCAACCAGGAACAAAACAUUGUGUGAUGGGCUUGCUGAUUUCUCAGAAGUCCAAGCACAAUGUGGAAGACCUUUAGGAUUACGUUUCAACCAUCAAACAAACGAACUAUAUGUCGCAGAUGCUUAUUUUGGGCUCGUGAAGAUUGGACCCAAUGGAGGGGCACCGAUUCAAUCUUUCCAAAUUCUGCAACCACAAGAGAAUCGUGGCAACUUUACUUUUGACUUUCUUGAUGGAAUUGACAUAGAUAUGGACACUGGAAUCAUUUAUUUAACCCAAGCUAGUGCUAACUUCCGUUUCAGGUAA
Vigna umbellata (rice bean) is the source of this 555-nucleotide messenger RNA. RefSeq names its product protein STRICTOSIDINE SYNTHASE-LIKE 12-like. Gene Ontology annotation, molecular function: hydrolase activity. Lineage: Eukaryota; Viridiplantae; Streptophyta; Magnoliopsida; Fabales; Fabaceae. The record is from RefSeq and is a predicted model, not a curated record. Gene Ontology annotation, cellular component: endomembrane system.